Molecule: messenger RNA, 2024 nt
Organism: Ceratotherium simum simum (southern white rhinoceros)
Lineage: Eukaryota; Metazoa; Chordata; Mammalia; Perissodactyla; Rhinocerotidae
Gene: ENTR1
Product: endosome associated trafficking regulator 1
Biological process (GO): positive regulation of protein localization to cilium; regulation of cytokinesis; positive regulation of cilium assembly
Cellular component (GO): midbody; recycling endosome; early endosome
Source: RefSeq, a predicted model, not a curated record
ACUCGGGCUGCGGCCGGGGCGGGCCGGGGCCAUGGGGCUGCCGCUGCCGGGCUAGGGAGGGCGGGCGCGGCUGGGCCCGCGGCGAUGGCGGGCUACGCGCGCCGCCCGGGCGUCCCCCCGCUGUCCCGGGCCCGGAGCCUCGUCAUUCCGGACGCUCCAGCGUUCUCUGAGCGCCGGUCCUGUCUCCCCCAGCUAGACUGUGAGCGCCCCCGUGGCGGGGACCUGGACUCCCACUUCUUCGGCAUUCGGCCGACGUUUAUGUGCUAUGUGCCCAGUCCGGUGCUAGCUUCCGUGGGAGACACAGAUUUUGGCUUUGGAAAGGGGAAGUGUACUAAGCAAGGUCCAUCGGGAGCCCAGGAGACACAUUUUGGAGAUGAUAAACUUGAUGAUCUUGAAGAGACAAAUCCAUUCUCCUUUAAAGAGUUUCUGAAAACUAAGAGCCUUGGCCUGUCGAAAGAGGACACAACCAACAGCAGGAUUUAUUCAAAGGAAACCCCGAGGCACUCACUGGGACUCGACCGCGACUCCCCAGCCUCUCAAACCGGGGCGUACGGCCUGGAAUAUCAGCAGCCUUUCUUCGAAGACCCGACGGGGGCUGGUGAUCUCCUGGACGAGGACGAGGAUGAGGACGAUGGGUGGAACGGGGCCUACCUGCCGUCUGCUGUGGAGCAGACCCACUCCUCGAGGGUGCUUGCCAGCAUGUCGCCCUGCAGCACAUACGUCUCCUUUUUCUCCAACCCGUCGGAGCUGGUGGGGCCCGAGUCUCUGCCCCCCUGGACACUCAGUGACUCCGACUCCCGCGCUUCUCCAUCGGGGAGCCCCAGUGCAGACUUUGCCGCCCACGGAGAGUCUCUGGGAGACAGGCACCUUCGGACGCUGCAGAUAAGUUACGAAGCACUGACAGAUGAAAAUGCUAAGCUAAGAAGAAAGCUGACUGAGGUCCAGAGCUUCUCUGAAACUCAGACAGAAAUGGUGAGGACCCUUGAGCGGAAAUUAGAAGCAAAAAUGAUAAAGGAGGAAAGUGACUAUCAGGAUCUGGAGUCCGUGGUUCAGCAGGUGGAGCAGAACCUGGAGCUGAUGACGAAACGGGCUGUAAAGGCAGAAAAUCACGUUAUGAAACUCAAACAGGAAGUAAGCUUGCUCCAGGCGCAGGUCUCGAACGUCAGGCGGGAGAAUGAAGCCCUGCGGUCGGGCCAGGGCGCCAGCCUGGCAGUGGUGAAGCAGAACACCGAGGUGGCCCUGCAGAACCUCCACGCUGUCAUGAACAACGCACACUCAUCCAUCAAGCAGCUGGUUUCUGGAGCUGAAACAUUGAAUCUCGUUGCUGAAAUCCUUAAAUCUAUAGACAGAAUUUCUGAAAUUAAAGGUGAGGAGGAGGAGCCUUGAGAACCACUGACACGCUCCAGCUCGCAGCCUGUUUACAUCCUGACAUCACUACUCGCUGGAUUUAAAAAUGCCGUUGUGUCUUUAAACAUGCAGCCUCACCCGUAGUAAACACACUCCUCAUGAGAUGCUGAUUUCAUGACCUCCAGCGGUAUUACUUCUCCGCCUGAGGAGCAGCUCCUGUGCGUGAGCGCUGCCCAGUGCCACCUAUGCAGCGCCCCCCCCAACGCCGCUGCGUUACAAACUAAUAAGUUAUCGGAAGACGUUUUUAUAAAAGCUGGUGAUUUUUUAAAGUUACUAAACAUGAAAACAGCAGUUGUGUAAUAAGGGUUUUCCAUUACAUUCCAGAACAUUAUUUGUAAGAUAAGUUCGCUUGAUCGUCCUUGACUUCGUAAAUAGAGAAAAACACUAAGUGAGCCGUGGUUUUGGUGGUCGCCUUGGAUGGGGACUUGUGCCUUUCCGCCGUCGCUCAGUGCCCCUCUGGCUCCCAGUCCACGCCGGCAGCCUUCACAGGGGUGGCUCCUGUGGUUGGUGGCCUGAGCACGGACGCCUCACAUGGUGGAUGCUGCCGACCUCCCACAGGGACCAGGGUCGGCACAGGCAUUCCGUGGUCUGAGGCCGUCUACACAUACAUCUCUCUG